AUGGAAGACAGCGCUGUCAAACAGAUCCAGCUUGCAAGGGCCCAUCGCUUGGGUCAAUGGCGCGGGAAAACACCUCGAGGCCGUCCCAUUGUUUCCAAACUCCUAGAUCCCAGGCACAAGAUCACCAUCAUGGGGAAGGCCGGGGAACUGAAGGGAACGGGACUGGGUUUGACGGACCAGUUCCCCGGCGAAAUCAUGCGGCGCCGCAAGUUGCUCCAACCGGUGCUAGCAGAGGCAAGGGCCGCUGGUCGAAGAGCCAAAAUAUCCAUCGAUAAACUGUACAUUGACGGCGAACUCUACCGCAAUUCUAAAAUCACGUACUGGCUCACCGGGGGAGACGACGCGGAACCAACAGAGAAGCAUGAGGUAAACACGGUCGCAACUUGA
This is a messenger RNA of Knipowitschia caucasica, 387 nucleotides long. The record is from the annotation of a GenBank genome assembly. Lineage: Eukaryota; Metazoa; Chordata; Actinopteri; Gobiiformes; Gobiidae.